This is a messenger RNA of Sphaerulina musiva SO2202, 2303 nucleotides long. RefSeq lists its product as uncharacterized. Lineage: Eukaryota; Fungi; Ascomycota; Dothideomycetes; Mycosphaerellales; Mycosphaerellaceae. The transcript has a single exon. Bases 264 to 1847 code for a protein of 527 amino acids. Gene Ontology annotation, biological process: regulation of DNA-templated transcription. The record is from RefSeq and is a predicted model, not a curated record. Gene Ontology annotation, molecular function: protein binding; zinc ion binding; sequence-specific DNA binding.
GUCUGCCAUGUUCCACCACUCCAGCUGCUGUUGAACCAAAUCCACUGCAUAUGCACGCCGCUGCGCCGAGCGCCGCUCUCUGGUGGACCCAAGACAACCAGAAGUGAGACUUCCACUCCUCUCCGCCAGCGCCCUCCCCCCUUGCCGGAGCGCAUCCCGAAAAAUCUACCCUGCAACACAUCAGUGAGGGCCUGGCGCACCAGCCGCAGAUCUGACUGCACGAUCGAGCCGAGAGGGCGCGCUGCCGUCCCCACUGGCGCUGGAUGUCGAUAUAUCAGCACGGCCAUGCGGUCAACAUGGGCAUGAUGAAUCCCGAUGCGAGCGGGUUGACGAGUUCGAAUGGCCUCGACAUGGACAUCAGUCUGCCCAUGGAUUUGGACCUCGAUCUGUCGGGCAACGGUGACCAGGCAUUCAAUCUCAUGAGUGCCUCGACCGCGCCCGCAUCGGCAUCGAAUAGUAACGCCAUUGCGAGCAACGGCAAUGGCGACUACACGCCGCAGGGCCAGCAGCAGCAGCAGCAACAGCAGGAUGGCAACGCGCCAGCUGGUGGUGCGGGUGCAGGCCCGCUGCCGACAGGCUUCGGGAUGCCACCGCAAACGAACCAGAGCACCUUGACAGAGUUCACGAAGAGACGGAAUUGGUCGCAAAGGAUUAUUGAGGAGCUGAAAGAUUUUCUGCACAUUCUGACGCCGGAUGGCCGGAUACUAUACGUCUCGCCGUCAUGCAAAACAAUAACGGGGUACGAGCCGCACACGCUCAUUGGAAAGUUCAUUGGGGAGUACGUGCAUCCGGACGACAGCGGGAUAUUCAUGCGGGAGUUCAACGAGAGCAUUGCCAGUGGUAACGCCCUGCGCUUCUUUUACCGCUUCAAGAAAGACAAUGGAACCUACAUGAUCUUCGAAUGCGAUGGCCAUCCACAUAUAUCACCGGAGCCAGCGGGUGCAGGCAAUUUUGCGCAUCAGUCUGAAAAUAACCAGAACAUGCACGUUGCGGGCAUGUGUCGAGGGUUUUUCAUGAUGGCACGGCCGUACCCAACGAAGAAUGCAGCGUUAUUGGACUCUUUCCUGGAACACAAAAUUGAGAACGAGCGAUUAAUGAGGCGUAUCAAAGAGCUGAGGGAAGAGGAAAAAGAAGAGACUGCCGAACAGGAUCGCAUGUUCAGAGAGCAGACAUUCCAAGCCGGUGCUACACCCUCGCAUUCUGGCAUGGGUGGCUCAAGAGAGCCCGAGAGCGGCUCGGAAGUCCCUGCUAACGACACACCCAACUACCAAGGCAUGCCGCCGCCUGCGAAACCGUCCAUCUCGAACACACAACUGACCCGGCAGAAUCUGGACAGUGCGCUCUCCGCUCAGAAGCCUGACAGUAUCGCCGAUAAGAUGUCGCGCUACGAAGCAAACAACACCCACCUGGAGAGCAUCGAGUUGUUAACAGGUUUACGAUAUCGGGAUGGAGAACGCAGUCAUGGUAUCAGCACAGGCGACACAUCACCUGCACUGAUCCGAGGCGAUGCUGGCAUUGCGAUUCUCCUCGACCGCGACAGGGAAAACUCGAAGAAGGAAAAGAAGAAACUGAAGGUUGCUGAUGAGUACGUGUGUGCGGACUGCGGCACGCUAGACUCUCCUGAAUGGCGCAAAGGACCCAAGGGUCCCAAGACGCUUUGCAAUGCAUGUGGCCUGAGGUGGGCGAAGAAAGAGAAGAAGCGUUCGGGCGAUGAUGGGAAGCCUGAGAAUAGCCCCAUUUCCAGCAUGUCCGUUCAUCAGAGCAUGCCUAUGAGCAUGCCUACGGGCCUGACGGGCUUUGGGCAGCCAGCUGGCAUGCCCAUGCAGCACAGUAGUGCAUCCUCGUAAAGGCGUGGCAAAGGUGACGAAGGCUUCAUGAGAGCAGACAAUCUCACGAUCUGGGCCCUUUGGACACGAAUGAUCCAUUGGCGCACCAGAGCCAGCGCAGAUGUGGGCAAGAAGCUACGACUCUGAUCAAAGGUAUCAGCCUUUAUGAACAGACUCUGCAGGUAUAGUAGCCUACAUGCUUGUUGGCUAUGAAAAGACACGAUGUGCAUGGAAAGACGGUCAUUGCUCAGGCAUUGUAGAUGCGGUCGAGAGCAACACGAUCAUCAUAGGGAGAUUCGGGAUUCGGGAUCAGAUCAAGGAGUUUUGUUGGAAUGGGUUUGGCUUCGAUAUGCGUGCGCGCAUAGGUAGUCACAGUGUAUUGAUCAUGUUGAACGACGAGUUAGAUAGGUCAUUGCAUGGCAGCAGAAACCUGUUGGCAUGCAGACAGUACAGCAGUAGUACCUAGUCACAGUUUCU